Molecule: messenger RNA, 2575 nt
Organism: Triticum urartu
Lineage: Eukaryota; Viridiplantae; Streptophyta; Magnoliopsida; Poales; Poaceae
Biological process (GO): exocytosis
Cellular component (GO): exocyst
Molecular function (GO): phosphatidylinositol-4,5-bisphosphate binding
Source: RefSeq, a predicted model, not a curated record
CCGCAAUCAGUUAAAAAGUUUAUCUAUAGUAUAUACUCUCUCCGUCUCAAAAUAAGUGUCUUAACUUUGUAUUAAUUCUAGUAUAAAGUUGUACUAAAAUUAAUAUACUUAUUUUGAGAUGGAGGAAGUACAAGAUAGGUAUUUCCUUUGAUCUAUAUUACUUGUCACAGUUUUAGUUCAACUUCAGUACAAAAUCACCAUGCGACAUGUGUGGUAAGCAAUUUAAAUUAUUCGAAAAGUUAUACUAAAUCAAAUCUACUCUUCCUGUUCACUUUUAUAACACCUUGUAGACAACUCACACAUCAUCCAAAACAGUGCAAUGUGGGCUGUCUGAAACGUCUUAUAAAAAUGAACGGAGGGAGUAUUGAGAAUUUGCCAAGGAGGCAUUUGUAUACAAGUCAUACAUAGAUGAAAUCAAACCUUUUUAGCCCUGCAAAAAAACGUUUUUAAACCUCGGAGGAGAUUUUAAUUCGGCGAGCAGCUAGAAAGAUAAGUAGGUUCACAUCAGUUGUUGCUCUCAUCGCCACCGUCCUCAAAUUUCAGCCAAAAGCAAGCCCAACCAACACCUUUGCAAAAACGGCCGAAGGCUUCUCCGUCCGUCCCCGCGUUCCUUCACAGUGGCAAUUCGCCCCCUUCCCCGGAACUUCUCCGAGCCCAAGCAGCGUCGCCGGCGGCGGCCAUGCCUGAAUUUGUGUACGCCAACCUGUCUUGCAUUCCGAAUCUCCAUUGCGCCUCGGCCCCGCCGCCGCGCCCUUUGUGCGCCUCCGCGGCGGCGUAUCUUGCCCUCCACCUCGCCGCGCCCGUGGCCGUCGCCGUCGUCUGGUGGCUCUGGAGGAACCUCCUGCUUCUGCGUCUGCCUCUGCCUCUGGACGGGUUCGCGGGCGGUAGAGACGGCCGCCGCCUCCCGGAGGACCAGCCGCCCCGCACCCGCACCGUGGUGGACGCGGACCGCGUGGCUGUCGCCGCCGCUACCGCCCGCGGCUUCUUCGAAGAGGAAGAGACCACCCGUCCGAUCCUCCUCCGUCGCAGGGCGCCCCACGCCGGCGCCGACGGAUACUUCCGGUACCCGCAAAUCCACUGCCUCGAAGCAGUUCCUCAAGUCCGCCUCAUCGAUGCCGAAUUCAUGGAGGAGAUGACGCGGGGGCGGCGUCACGCCGUCGGCAUGCUCAGGCAAGCCGCGAUCCACUACCACGACCCCAUCCGCAGAUUGUCCAAUCUCGAUGGAAACCCAUCAGUUUUCCAGGGAGAUCCUUGUGUGUUGGCCACAGAAUCAACUGAUAUUGUUAUCAAGCUAAAAGUUGCUACUGCACUUGUCUGCUUCAUAUGGCGAGAAUUGAAUGGGCAAAGUCAGCAAUUAUGUCAAGAAGUAAAAGAAGAGUGCUUUUCAUUGGUUGCUGGGCAAUCUGUUGAGAAGCUCCUUGAGGUAGCACGUUCAUUCAGCGAGGCAAGUUGGUGCGCUUGCCAUGUUAAGGAAGUGCUGACUACCGUUGACGCACUCGUUGAUGUCCUGUACAAUUUACAGGGCUUACCUUUGAACAGAUCUGGUGAGAUUGCUGUUAUGUCGUGUAAGAUGGUGGCUAAUUUAAGCGGAUUACUUGAUCAGGCUGCAAGUGGCAUCGAUAACAGUGAAGAAUCUACCAUUCAUCCAGCAACUGUUGUUUUCAAUCAAGUCCUGGAGUUUCUCGACAGCAACACAGAUAUGGUGCAGUUAAUACUUGCUACUGGAGAUUGCACCGUUGAUCCUUACUCUCACGUGUUUGAUUGCUGGGUAUCCAAGCUGGAGGAAGAUGCAAAAAAGAUGUGCCAAGCUGAAAAGGAUCGAGAAUACAUAAUCCUCUUGAAUAAUGCGUGUGAUGUUUGGCAGAUGAUGCGCCAUCCAGGAGCAUCCUUUUGGAAUGUAGAACUGGUGAGCAGGCUCAUUUGUAUGAUCCAGAGAUACAGAAGGGGCUACUUUGAGGAAUGUUGGGUUCCACUUGUGCUGUCAUUACUGAAGGAAGAUUAUCCGAAGAACCCGCGCAGUUCAUCCUUGGCUGAAUUUACUCAAGGAUUUGUCAGUAUCUGCCAACGCCAGAUGACCUGGAAGGUUGUACCUAGUCUUAAGUACGAACUGCGAGACGAGAUAAAGAAUCUAGUUGUUACACCAUACAAGGCCUUCCUGCAUGCACUGCAGGGGAAUCGGAGAGGACUUUCAUUGAAGCGAUUGAUGUCACGAAGGAGGAGUCAGAAUGAGUAUACUGCUGAGCAGUUGGAAAACAAGAUUGGUGAGUUUUUUGAAAGCUGAAAAGACACCUAAACUACAAUGCAUAGUUAUUUUACCUGUAUACUGUGUAUCACCCUUGGAUGGGUGUUUUUGUUGUUUUUGUGUGUAUGCCCCAUUAGGCGAUAGCGGCACAGGAAGUCUAUUCUCUAACAGAGACAAUGCUGAGUGUACACAACAUUGCGUUCGAAGAGUUCACGAAGUGCAUAUAAUAUCUUGAUUCUUCUUUGAUGUAUGUAUAUGUAUGUUCAGUUAUAUAGAAUUGUAACAGUACCCUACAUUGAGUAAACAGAAACUCACCAGUUCUGUUUCAGCUUC